Cynara cardunculus var. scolymus (artichoke) is the source of this 1760-nucleotide messenger RNA. Its product is annotated as beta-glucuronosyltransferase GlcAT14A-like. The record is from RefSeq and is a predicted model, not a curated record. The transcript is spliced from 5 exons. Lineage: Eukaryota; Viridiplantae; Streptophyta; Magnoliopsida; Asterales; Asteraceae. Gene Ontology annotation, cellular component: membrane. Bases 290 to 1576 code for a protein of 428 amino acids. Gene Ontology annotation, molecular function: glucuronosyltransferase activity.
GGAAUUUCAGAAAAUAUAAAAUAAAAUAAUCAAAUCAAAUCAAAUCAGAAAAAACACACUGCGUCUUCUUCUUCUUCUUCAUCUGUCUUCUGCAAUCCACAAAGCACGGAUUUUUCAUCACUGUUGCUGCUUUUCACGUGGGUGCAUGAUGGUAUUUCCACCGACAGAUUGAAACCCAGCUCUAGAUUAAAAGGAAUCUGAUUGAAUCAGCCGUUGGUUCGUAUCUCAACUUCUUGUGAAACCAAAUUGGUUUAUGGGGUUUACAAAUUCUUGAAGAAAAAUUAUGUGAAUGAGAGCAAAGAUGAUGAGAUUUAAAGAAAUGAAACAUUUUCACUUCGAAAAACGAUGGGCGUUCCCCGUAGCUAUAGCAUCGAUCAUAUCAGUUUUCCUCUUCGCGAUUUGUUUCAAUUUGGGGACCGUUUCUUCGUUAUACAGAUUCAAUUCAUUCUUCCCGAUGUUCAAUUCUCAUUCUGGCAUAAAUAGAACGAUCACCCAUGAAGAAAAGAUUCAAUCUCCGCCUCCCCCGGCUCUUCCAACUGUUCCUCGAUUUGCUUAUUUGGUUUCCGGAUCAAAAGGGGAUUUGAAUAAGCUAUGGAGGACUCUUAGAGCAUUAUAUCAUCCAUGGAACUAUUAUGUUGUUCAUCUUGAUCUUGAAUCACCGCCCGAAGAGAGGAUGGAGCUUGCUUUAAGAAUCGAAAAAGAUCCCAUUUUUGCGAUGGUUGGGAAUGUUUAUAUGAUCUCAAAAGCUAACAUCGUUACGUACAGAGGACCCACAAUGGUGUCCAACACUCUUCACGCUUGCGCCAUUCUUCUCAAGCGGAAUAAAGAUUGGGAUUGGUUUAUAAACCUCAGUGCCUCGGAUUAUCCUCUUGUGACUCAAGAUGAUCUUCUGUUCACGUUUCGUGAUGUGAAGCGGGACCUGAAUUUCAUCGAACACACGAGCCAUUUGGGCUGGAAAGAGAACAAAAGGGCAAUGCCAUUGAUGGUUGACCCUGGACUAUAUCAGAACAAAAAAUCAGAUAUCUUUUGGGUGCAACCGAGAAGGGCUCUGCCGACAUCCUUUAAAUUGUUUACUGGGUCGGCAUGGAUGAUUCUAUCACGAUCAUUUGUCGAAUAUUGCAUAUGGGGUUGGGAUAAUCUUCCAAGAACUCUGCUCAUGUACUACACAAAUUUCGUCUCCUCUCCAGAAGGUUACUUCCAAACCGUUAUAUGCAAUUCGCCUGAAUUCGUUCCUACAGUCGUGAACCACGAUAUGCAUUAUAUCGCUUGGGACAACCCUCCGAAACAGCAUCCUCAUGUCCUGAACUUAUACGACACAAAAAACAUGGUAACAAGCGGUGCGGCAUUUGCCCGUAAGUUUAGGCAAGACGCUCGUGUUUUGGAUCAAAUCGACCACGAGUUACUCCACCGUCAAAAUGGGAGCUUCACCCCAGGUGGGUGGUGCAAGGGUGACCCUUCUUGUAGCAAGAUUGGGAAACCCGCAAGGCUAAAACCAGGCCCAGGUGCUCAAAGGCUUCGCCGGCUUAUCGGCAAGUUACUUCAACCACCUAAGUUUAACGAUAGUCAAUGUCGAUAGGUAUGAAGUAGAACCGAAAAUUAGUGUAUAUUUCAAUAUAUGCUAUAUAGCAUUUUUGCUUGUGGAUGAAAGGGUGAAACUUGAUUACAUAUAGCUAGUUCAACCUGCAAUCUGCAUGCUGAACAGUGAUCAUAUUGUAUCGAAAGCACAAUGCUUUUUUGUUGUUUAUGUUCGAUUUCGGUUU